Molecule: messenger RNA, 834 nt
Organism: Erythranthe guttata (spotted monkey flower)
Lineage: Eukaryota; Viridiplantae; Streptophyta; Magnoliopsida; Lamiales; Phrymaceae
Product: ribulose bisphosphate carboxylase small subunit, chloroplastic 2
Source: RefSeq, a predicted model, not a curated record
GUUUGGCAUUAUAAAGGGAGAGGUGCAACAAGGCAUUUCUCCAUCGACUGUUGUUUGUGUCUUCUAAAGCAAAGAAAAGCAAAUUAAAGAGAGGAGAAAUGGCAGCCUCAAUGGUAUCAACCACAGCCACCGCCGCCGUGAGCCGCGCCACCGCAGCUCAAGCGAGCAUGGUUGCUCCUUUCACCGGAUUGAAGUCCACCUCCGCAUUCCCCGCUACCCGCAAGACUGCUGACAUCACCACCAUUGCCACCAACGGUGGAAGAGUCUCCUGCAUGAAGGUGUGGCCAACAGUGAACAACAAGAAGUACGAGACACUGUCAUACCUACCUCCUCUAACCAGAGAGCAACUCAUCAAGGAAGUUGAUUACCUUCUCCGCAACAAGCUCAUUCCUUGCAUUGAGUUCGAGUUGGAGCACGGAUUUGUGUACCGUCAGCACAACAGCUCCCCAGGAUACUAUGACGGACGAUACUGGACAAUGUGGAAGUUGCCUAUGUUCGGAUGCACAGACGCAGUACAGGUAGUGAACGAGCUUGACGAGGCAAUCAAAGCAUACCCAGAGGGCUUCAUUAGAAUCAUUGGAUUCAACAAUCUGAAGCAAGUCCAGGACAUCAGUUUCAUUGCCUACAAGCCUGCCGGCUACUAAUCAUUUCUAUUGUGUUUUCCAUUUUACGAUUCUUUUUUGUAUUAUUACUUUCAUUUCCUUCUCCUUUUAGAAUCCUUUUAGGGUUCUUUUUUGUAUUACUUUCAAUUCCUAAUCUCUCUAUGUCUUUGGGAUCGAAAAGAUAUUGGAGUGUAUGAAGAUUAAGUAUUUUAUAUGUUCCACCUUUUUUUAA